AUUUUGCUGUCCAAAAAUUCUGCCCUGUAGACAUAGUAUGUAUUCUCAACGCCUGAAGCCACAGCCGCAUUUCGUCCUUUCAUGAUUUGGCCUCGAAAUGUCUUUUCACACAUAACCCGCCGUAGCACAACAUAUAAACAACUCGGCGCGACUACAUGUAACCCUCGGUCCAACCUAGCACCAGUCAGUCAUUCAAGUGGUGUAGCCUGUCAUAGCAUUACAUAAUGGAACAACAAACUCCAGCUUCUGCACAGGCUCAGCGGGAAUCGACUGCUAUGUGUGGGAUGUCUCUGCGGAGUCACUCCCAGCACAGUUUGGCUCUCGGUGGUACGCGUCGUGGCAGAGCGGCCUGCUCGUCAGGUUGUGGUGUGGCAGUGAUGCAGCGCAGAAACAGAAGCCGUACACACUGGAGUCUAUUCACCCGAUGUGUCUGCUCUACAUCGAAGCAGACACUCGCCAAGUCUGCCUUUUUUUUACUGACAACUGCUUUGGCCUGAGUUUGUGUUAUGUCUUUUUUCUAUGGUAUUGUAAUGGCUAAAUGUAUAUUUUUGAUGCCAUGUAUCGCUGAGGAGAGAAUCCCAGUGGGACAGGGAAGGUGCCUGUUUUUUCUCAUGUGCAUGAGCUUUGGCACCACUUCUCAUAAUGAUUUUCUCUUACCAUUAUUUAAGCCAAAUCUGAAAAUGGAGGGUUUUCAGUAUUGUGGUUUAGGAAGAGGAAACUUAUUAGAUUAUAUUUAACGCAAUUUAGGAAUUUAAAGUUGUUGAAUAAGGUUUUUGCACAGUCUCCUGAAUAGCUCAUGUUUUUGCCAGAUAUUUAAAUAUAUUACAUGGAUGACUGUCACGGUGCUGAGGAAGUAUUUAAAGAAUGCACUUCUAAAAUAGUUUGGUCUUUCAUAGUUAUUUAGGAAUCAGGGAAACAUAUUGAACUCGUUGGACAUAUAAAUAUUGUGAUUAUCACCAGAUGGACAUUUGUAUGCAUGACAAGGAAAUUUAUGCAAAUUUUAAUCAAGUCAAACUGUGGGCAGCCAAAAAUCCAUUACACUUUUUUAAAAAACAUUCUCUUUUAACAUUUAGCAAUUUUCUAAUUCCUAAGUAUGCUCCCCAUUACUAUAUAAAGUUUCCAACUGCACUGAAAUUCCUUCACCUUUGCUGUUUGCACAAAAAUAAAAGAGUGAACAGCUUAGUGAUUUGACAAGACUGAUUAAUAGCCACGAGUAGCUUCAGUGUUUAGGCCUUGUAGAUCUAAUAACCCCACAAAGAACUGGAGAUGUAAUGUUUAGUUUGGCUCUGAGAAGAGUUUGGGCCACAAGCAUGGUGCCAUGUGUGAGGAAGUUGAAGCCUCCACCAUGUGCCUCUGCAUAAGUGAAGGAAAGUCACUCCCUAACAGGAAACCCAGGUCAUGACAUGAUAUAGAUUAACAAUGCAGGGGUGACUGGGAGAAGUGGGUCCUGACUUGGUAUGUUGAAAACAGAAUCUAGUUUGGUCAUCUUAAUUGAAGAGAGCAAGUCGGGAAAUGUAAAGCUUAAAGUGUGUACAGUGUUCAAUUCAUGGGAGAUUGACCUUUAACUUACUUUUACUACCGUAACUGCUUACACUACGAAAUAGUGUGUAAAAAGAACAUAAUUUGUGUCUAACCGUUUUCCCUUUGCAGUUAUACGGUUAAAUCGAAAUAUUUGAUAUAGCGUGCUUUUUAAAAACAGCUUGGUAACAGCUGGUGUUUUGCCGGUGAUGCGACAAAUUCAGUCACCCGUCAUAUUCUGUGACCGACGCGCUGCUUACGUGGUUUCCAUAGCAACGUUUGGACAGUCUCAAACAAAACGGCCAAACUCUUAGGUCGCUUCACAACUUUUCACUUCAAAAGUGUUUAGCCAGCUCACAUUUUGAAACCUGCUGCCGAAACUGAAAGGUAGGGGAAUUUAGUACAAAUUUCACACCAGUCGAAAUUCACUUCAAUAAGGGCGAACUUUACGCUAAAUGGAGUUUUACACGAUGCUAAUGCUACACCAAUAAUAGAGCCUUAAGGCUAGGCUAGGUGUUAUUGUGGUGUCAGUCCAAGCUAGGUUAUAUACGCGUGUAUUUCAUUGAUAAUAAAAUACAGAUUUGUGUUUCAUUUUCUACACCGUUUUCGCUGCUUCUCUGAACAACAUGUAUUUCCCAUCCUUCACCUACUGCACCCGAGUGCAGACAAUCUACUGCCCCCAAGUCCCCGAAAACUGGAGGCUAGGAGCCUAUGAGUUCACUGAGCCUAUAGCUCCUGUCCAUAGUUUGGCUCUAGUGUAUCGAUCUGUGUCUCUUUUCUCCUAAAACCUCGACCUGACACUUUGAGAUCAAGUGUGGAAAAGACCUCCUGUCAAAUCCCCCUGCCUUCUCACUAUCUUUUAUCUACACAUGCUGACAGCUGUAUAUUUAGCAGGUGUAGAGGUGAUAUAUAAUAAAGAAUUUCAUACAAACGAUGAAGUGCAAAAGUUAAUAUCUUGAUGCCAGGUCAAGCCCCACUGGAGGUGAUAAAAGAAAGAAGAGAAAGCUCUGCACAAAUUGCAUGGGGAAGUAAUCACUAAUUACCAUUUAAACAUAGUGUUUUCCGACCCGUUUGCCUCUUAGGAAGUUUCCUGGAAAAUAGUGAUGGUUUUUUCAGUUUAUUUCUAAUUGUGAAUUCACCGCUGGGUUUUAAACAAAUUAACAUUCUCCACAGGGUUGUCUGUCAUUUCUGAUUACUUGUACUGAAGUAAUUUGGCAUUAGUAAAUAGUGAUUCAGAGGAACAUUCAUCUUCCUGCUAUUUCAGCUCACAUGUGUCUAUUUUUCUCGCAAACAGACAGCCCUAGUUACUGCUGCGGGCUGUACGCUUGGCUGAAGCUGAAAAGGAUCCUCUCUGAAGCAGUGUGUGACAAGCCAGCAUGGUGCGUCUGACUGUCGAUCUGAUUGCUAAAUCUAGGAGCCACUUCAAAAAGAAAAGGGGCCUCUCCCUGUCAGAGUAUCUCAAGACCCUCACCCACCUCCACUUUUACAACAAGAAUAUUGAAAGUAUUGGAGAUCUCUCCAUGUGCAGAAACCUCACCGUUCUCUACCUCUAUGAUAAUCAGAUGACAUCCAUUUCAAAUCUUCACUUUGCCUUCAAACUCACCCACCUGUAUAUGCAGAACAACAACAUCACUCAUAUAGACAAUCUCUACAACUUGCAGAAGCUUUCCAAACUGUAUCUGGGUGGAAACAGAAUUGCAGUGGUGGAAGGCUUAGAGCAGCUCCAUGAGCUCAAGGAGCUUCAUCUGGAGAGUCAGAGGCUGGCACCAGGGGAAAAGUUGCUCUUUGACCCCAGGACUCUGCUCUCACUUGCUGAUUCUCUUUGUGUCCUGAAUAUCAACAACAACAACAUUGAUGAUAUCAGAGACCUGGCAGUGCUGAAGGAAAUCCAACAUUUUUCUGCUGCUGACAAUGAAUUGCACAAUAUGGAGGAGCUAGAAGAUGUGUUCAGCUUUUGGCCUCAGCUGCUUCUAAUGGAUUUAAGUGGAAAUCCUGUGUGUAAAAAACCAAAGUACAGAGACCGCAUGAUAACUGAGUGCAAAAGGCUUGAGGCUCUCGAUGGAAAGGAAAUUCCUGAGUUAACCAGACAGUUCCUUAUUAACUGGAAAGCAUGCAAAGAGUCCAAGAAGAUAAAAAACAACAAACACGUGCCGUCUGACUCGUCGAUCCCCUAUUCUUUAACAAAUGACUUUAACAUGGGUCAGGCUCCACAUCCUGGUCACAUCUACAGCCACGCCAGCAUUCAGGGUUGGAACCCACAACAGUCUCUCAGGGCGCAACAAUUAGAGAUUCCUAUAAACGGACUCAGUCGUGUGGCCGUGUCAUCAGACAUCUACAGUCAUACAGAAGCUUAGAACAAACCUACAAAUCGACUAACUCCUCCACCUCACAUGCACAUCAGCCAGAGCACAGGACAGAGCAUGCAUCUGCCUUCUUUAAGCACCUUUGUCAUCAUAGCCGUAUAUCUUUUAUCCUUGUUAUAAGACACAGCCACUGUCACCCACACUGUGACGUCCACAGCUAUAGAGUCACCUCACCUGGUGGAUUACUGGGAUUUAAAAUUAUAGACAUUUUUGCACACUAUAUUUACAAAUGUUUUGAUUUUAACUUGCAGUUACAACUAAAUCUUUGCACCUAUAAGUGAACUAAUAGGCUGGAAAUAGUAAAAAUGACAGAAAAUAAAAAUUUAAAAUUAAA
Acanthochromis polyacanthus (spiny chromis) is the source of this 4215-nucleotide messenger RNA. It is a transcript of the gene ppp1r42, whose product is annotated as protein phosphatase 1, regulatory subunit 42. Bases 2895 to 3872 code for a protein of 325 amino acids. The record is from RefSeq and is a predicted model, not a curated record. Gene Ontology annotation, molecular function: protein binding. NCBI's taxonomy places the organism in Eukaryota, Metazoa, Chordata, Actinopteri, Pomacentridae. The transcript is spliced from 8 exons.